Clonostachys byssicola is the source of this 1209-nucleotide messenger RNA. NCBI's taxonomy places the organism in Eukaryota, Fungi, Ascomycota, Sordariomycetes, Hypocreales, Bionectriaceae. The record is from the annotation of a GenBank genome assembly.
AUGGGACUCCACAAUCCUCUCCCGUCGUCUAUGGCGUCGGAGUGUAAAAAGUGCGGAAGUAUCCUCUCGUCCUUUAUCAAUCCCCGCCAAGCCUUCGGCCCCGACAAAGUAAUUCCCCCGUCCAUCCUCGCCAACGCAAAGGGUCUUGCCGUCAUCACCGUCCUCAAAGCUGGGUUCCUAGGCUCAGGUCGAUUCGGUAGCGGUCUCGUUGUCGCCCGACUCCCCGAUGGAACCUGGAGCGCACCGAGCGCCAUUGCCACCGUUGGUGGCGGUUUCGGUGGCCAGAUCGGCUUCGAGCUCACCGACUUCGUCUUCAUCCUCAACGACAGCUCUGCCGUAAGAACGUUUGCCCAGGCUGGCUCUAUCACGCUCGGCGGCAACGUGUCUCUGGCUGCCGGGCCCGUCGGGAGAAACGCCGAGGCGGCGGGCGCUGCAUCGCUGAAGGGCGUUGCGGGUAUUUUCAGCUACUCCAAGACCAAGGGCUUGUUCGCCGGUGUCUCGCUCGAAGGAUCCGGAAUCAUCGAGCGUCGUGACGCCAAUGAGAAGCUCUACGGUACUCGCUACACUGCCCAGCAGCUCCUGACCGGCUCGGUGUCUCCUCCACCGCAAGCGCAGCCUCUCAUGGCGGUGCUCAACUCUCGCGUCUUCAGCGGCGGCGGCGCAACCGGCAGGACCAGCACCACAGGCGACGCAAUGUACAACGAUAUCCCUGUUUAUGACAAUGCGCACGACGAUGUUGUUUGGGAGGGGCGCCGAGGCAGCGCUUUCGGUGAGGGGGUAAGCCGGUCUAACACUUCAGCCUCCCGUGCCAGCGACCGCUUUGGAGCUCCCCAACGCUCGAGCACAUGGCAGGACGACGUCUACGAUAGACCGGGCGUGACCUCGCCGUCCCGCUCAAACACCUUCAAUGCCCACAACGACAGCGACUACGAGUAUCGGGAUCGCGUCAGCUCGACUAAGAAGCCCGCACCUGGACGACCGACUGCGCCCAAGCCCCAGUUCGGCGCCAACAAGACAGCGAGCCUGAACAAGAACGAAGCCGUUGCUUUAUUCAACUUUGACGCGGAUCAGCCUGGCGAUCUUGGGUUCAAGAAGGGUGAGGUGAUCACUGUGCUGAAAAAGACUGAGAGCGAUAACGACUGGUGGACUGGUAUGAUUGGCUCGCGGCAUGGAAUCUUCCCGAGCAAUUAUGUUAAGAUGAAGGAAUGA